Marmota monax (woodchuck) is the source of this 1798-nucleotide messenger RNA. It is a transcript of the gene Thoc3, whose product is annotated as THO complex subunit 3. Bases 82 to 1233 code for a protein of 383 amino acids. Gene Ontology annotation, biological process: mRNA export from nucleus. The record is from RefSeq and is a predicted model, not a curated record. Lineage: Eukaryota; Metazoa; Chordata; Mammalia; Rodentia; Sciuridae. The transcript is spliced from 7 exons. Gene Ontology annotation, cellular component: THO complex part of transcription export complex. Gene Ontology annotation, molecular function: protein binding.
UUCCAAGCGCUUGCGUGAGGCGGCGGCGCCAGGACUGAUUGCUCCCAGGCUGGCGGCUGGUUAACCCUCUGAAACACCGUCAUGGCGGUGCCCGCGGCAGCCAUGGGACCCUCGGCGCUGGGUCAGAGUGGCCCUGGUGCGAUGGCCCCCUGGUGCUCCGUGAGCAGUGGCCCGUCGCGCUACGUGCUCGGGAUGCAAGAGCUGUUCCGGGGCCACAGCAAGACGCGCGAGUUCCCGGCGCAUAGUGCCAAGGUGCACUCGGUGGCCUGGAGCUGCGACGGGCGUCGCUUAGCCUCCGGAUCCUUCGACAAGACGGCCAGUGUCUUCUUGCUGGAGAAGGACCGUUUGGUCAAAGAAAACAACUAUCGGGGACAUGGGGAUAGCGUGGACCAGCUGUGUUGGCAUCCCAGUAAUCCUGACCUCUUUGUCACUGCAUCUGGCGAUAAAACCAUUCGCAUCUGGGAUGUGAGGACUACAAAAUGCAUUGCCACUGUAAACACUAAAGGGGAGAACAUUAAUAUCUGCUGGAGUCCUGAUGGGCAGACCAUUGCUGUAGGCAACAAGGAUGAUGUCGUGACCUUUAUUGAUGCCAAGACACACCGUUCCAAAGCAGAAGAGCAGUUCAAGUUCGAGGUCAAUGAAAUCUCCUGGAACAAUGACAAUAAUAUGUUCUUCCUGACAAAUGGCAAUGGUUGUAUCAACAUCCUCAGCUACCCGGAACUGAAGCCUGUGCAGUCCAUCAACGCCCAUCCUUCCAAUUGCAUCUGUAUCAAAUUUGACCCCAUGGGGAAAUACUUUGCCACAGGAAGUGCAGAUGCUUUGGUUAGCCUCUGGGAUGUGGAUGAGUUAGUAUGUGUACGGUGCUUUUCCAGGCUGGAUUGGCCUGUGAGGACCCUCAGUUUUAGCCAUGACGGGAAAAUGCUGGCAUCAGCAUCGGAGGAUCAUUUUAUAGACAUAGCUGAAGUAGAGACAGUCCAGUUAUUUCAGCUCCUCAAUACCAUAUACUGCAUCAGUCUACUUCAUCUUUGGUGGUCUGGAAUGGUAAUGCCAGUCUCAUAUAGUCAGCAUGGAGACAAACUAUGGGAGGUGCAGUGUGAGUCCCCAACCUUCACUGUGGCUUGGCACCCCAAAAGGCCUCUGCUUGCAUUUGCCUGUGAUGACAAAGAUGGCAAAUAUGACAGCAGCCGAGAAGCUGGGACUGUGAAGUUGUUUGGGCUUCCUAAUGAUUCCUGAGAGGAGGACCUGACGUAAGGAGAGGAAGCCCCGCAGAGACACCAUGUAGUUUGGCCUGUUCUCCUGGACUUGAUGGAUACCCUAAAUUUUUGUAAAUUGCUAAAAAUUAUAAAAGUCUUUUGUGAAGCUGCCGGUUCCAGUUCCCUUCCCAUGUUUUAUGUUAGCUUUUCCAUUUCCACCCCCCCCCCCCCCCGUAUCAGUUGGCUAAGGAGGACUUUGCACUGUGGGACCUCCUGUCUUCCCUGAUUUUAGAUAUGUGGCAGACUUUGUUGAGCUUGAUGCCUAGUUUGGAGAGAGGGUGGGAUGGGGAUGGAGGCUUUUUAAUGAUUAAGAAAGAAAUAUAUAUAUGUAUAGUUUUGUGAAUUGAGCAUUUAACAAAACUGACUUUUUAUUAUGGGGUUUUGGGACUUUUAUAGAUAUGUAUUAUUGUUAAAGGGAGAUAUUGCUGUUUGUAUUUUCUUUUAUAAUCUGAGAAAUAGAGUUUAAAUGGUAUAGUUCUGUUUAAUGACCUAACCAAAGAACCUGAAAUAAAGGAACAAAGCAUUUAGUGCAUGGGCUACAGCAA